AGGGCUAGCUGCUGGAAAAGUACAGAAAGCAAAAGAUAAACCUAAAGGCCUUGCACAAAAGCUGACUGACUAUGUGAUGAGCACUGGUUUUGUAAGAGACCAAAUAUUCAAGAAAGCAAAAGCACAAGUUAUGAAGCAAACACAGGGACUGUAUCCUGCACCUCUCAGAAUUCUCGAUGCUAUGAAGACUGGUGUUGAGAAGGGACCCACUGCUGGGUACUUGGCCGAGGCUGAAGGAUUUGCUCAAUUAGCAAUGACGAAUGAAUCAAAGGCAUUAAUUGGGUUGUUCCACGGUCAGACUGAGUGUAAAAAGAACAGCUUUGGCAAACCAGAGAAACCAGUCAAGACUCUUGCUGUUCUUGGUGCCGGACUGAUGGGAGCCGGUAUUGCUCAAGUCAGUAUUGAUAAGAAAAUGCAGGUCUUGUUAAAAGACAUGUCAUUGGAAGGAGUUGGUCGAGGCAGGAGCCAAAUAUACAAGGGAUUUGAUAAGAAAGUAAAAAGAAAGCGUCUUACAAGUUUUGAACGCGAUCUGAUCAUGUCUAAUUUAUCCUGUCAAGUAAACAAUGAUGAUUUUGAUAAAGCUGAUAUGGUGAUUGAGGCUGUAUUUGAAGAUAUUAAUAUUAAACAUAAAGUUCUGAAAGAAAUUGAAGCUGUUAUCCCAGAUCACUGCAUCUUUGCAUCAAAUACAUCUGCACUACCAAUUACUAAAAUUGCAGAAGUCAGCAAGAGACCAGAAAAGGUGAUUGGAAUGCAUUAUUUUUCACCAGUCGAUAAAAUGCAACUUUUAGAAAUUAUCACCACGGAGAAGACGUCAAAGGAUACAGCGGCGUCAGCGGUUGACGUAGGACUUAGACAAGGCAAAGUUGUCAUCACUGUUAAAGACGGGCCAGGUUUCUAUACAACUAGAAUCUUAGCACCCACGUUAUCGGAAACUAUUAGAAUACUCCAGGAAGGAUGGAGUCCAAAGCAACUUGACAAAUGGUCUAAAAGUUAUGGUUUUCCUGUAGGAAUUGCAACAUUAUUAGAUGAAGUAGGUAUUGAUGUAGCCUCACAUGUUGCACAGGAUCUUGGUAAAAUAUUUGGUGAAAGGUUCUCAGGUGCUAAUAAUGAAGUCUUGAUAGAUAUGGUAGAUGCUGGAUUUUUAGGUCGUAAAUCUGGUAAGGGUAUAUUCAUGUAUGAGCAAGGUUCCAAGGAACGUCCAGUGAAUGAAGGCGCCGAGGCAAUAUUUAAGAAGCAUCACAUUGCCCCCCGUGGCAGGAAUGCUGAUGAAGAUUUCCAGUUGAGAUUGGUGACAAGAUUUGUAAAUGAAGCAGUUCUUUGUCUACAAGAGGGGGUACUCACUAAUCCUGUUGAAGGUGAUAUUGGUGCAGUGUUUGGUCUUGGAUUUCCACCCUUCCAUGGAGGUCCAUUCCGAUUUGUAGACACCUUUGGUGCUGAUAACUUGGUGAAGGUCAUGGAGGAAUUCCAAGCCACGUACGGCAAUCAAUUCAAACCCUGUCAGCUUUUGCUUGAUCACGCCAAGAAUACACAAAAACGCUUUCAUGUCAAGAAAUAAUAUAGUAUUGUAAACAAUUUAUUCUGUGGUUUGAGUUGGUUAGUUUUUGUUCUCAAUUUUUCUAUAGUCAUUCAUAUUUGGACAACUGUACUUUUCCCGUAUGCAACCAUCGGGAUCUGACUUCCUGUAAAAUUGCUGAAGGCCAAAUAAAAUCCAUCUUAUCUUGUAUUAAUAUAAGUUUUACAAACUGUAGGAUUCUUUCAAUGCCCAAGGUGAAUACCAUGUAGAUAGCAUUAGUUGGUAGUGUCCGUCACAAAGUGAUUUUUCACUGCCAUAUUUGGAACCAUGGACUACAAAAGAAUGUUGUGUUUAUAUGCCUGGUCCUAGCGAGCAUUUCAUUUACCGAGUAUUGCUUGAGUUGGUAUUUGUCCUGUGCUAUACAUCCAACCAUUUCAGUUUUUAUCUGUACUCCCUCUGAUUUAGUUUCUGUUUCUGUGUAUGACCAAGUGUUCUCUCUGCAUUUAUGUGUAGAGAUGCUGUCAUCGUGAAUUACAACUCUGGUAUUGUGAAUGACUAACUGAAAUCUGAAGUGCAUACAUAUGGUGGAUCUGCUAAAUCAUUAGUAACAGGGGGUGCAGAUACAAUGUGGGAUUGGCUCUAUAGUCAUACUUGAUUGAAAACUACAUGUUCAGCAAAUGUCUCAAUGAUUUUAAGAAUUGUAAUUGUUUUAAAGUUUUCAAUCCUGAUCAUUAUUGAUGAUGAUCUACCGAAUUCACCAAUUAGACAGAAGCUAAUGACGAAAAUCAAUUUUUAGUGUACAUUAUCUUGCACUAUCAAUGCAAAAUGAACUUUGGUGCAAGUCUAGACAGGGUUUGUACAGUCCCGGAAUAUACUGGAAUGUCCUAGAAUUUGAAAGAUGUCCUGGAAAAUGUACAAUCAGUAUAAAAAAACUAUUAAUUAAAGCGGGGGAGUCGUCACCUGUGCAUGCGUCAGAUGGCCAUAGUUUGUCAUUGUUUACAAACAAGCAUCUACCCAUGAGCCUUUGCGUUUUUAGCAUGUAAUAGUCGCUUGGGACUCAAUUCUCGCACAUGCGCAGGUGACAACCCUUCCUCUUUAAUCAUUGGUAAGAUCAGUGUCAAAAGCUAGCUAUCUACCGGUAAUUAGGAACCACUACAAUUCUAAAUUGAAGGGGAAAAAAAUUGAAAAUGACUAGAAAACUGAUAUAAAAAGUUUUGGAAUUUCUUCGAUUUCCAAUGUACAAACCCUGCUUGAAAACAAUUAUCUGCACAGACUUGAUUACAUUGCUACUGUGGUCGCAUUUGUAUAUAUAUUUUUCUUAUUUUGGUAUGUUUACCAACACCACUCACUAUGUAUACCUUACUAAUGGUAAAGUCAGUUUUCAAUUUCUUGAGUGCCUUUAUUUUAGCUAAGGUGCUAUGGCACAUGUAAAUGCAAGUAACUCUUGUAGUUGGUCAAAAUAAAUGUUUUAUCAGAAUA
Molecule: messenger RNA, 2992 nt
Organism: Saccoglossus kowalevskii
Lineage: Eukaryota; Metazoa; Hemichordata; Enteropneusta; Harrimaniidae
Product: trifunctional enzyme subunit alpha, mitochondrial
Biological process (GO): fatty acid beta-oxidation
Cellular component (GO): mitochondrial fatty acid beta-oxidation multienzyme complex; mitochondrion
Molecular function (GO): long-chain (3S)-3-hydroxyacyl-CoA dehydrogenase (NAD+) activity; enoyl-CoA hydratase activity; NAD+ binding
Source: RefSeq, a predicted model, not a curated record